Messenger RNA from Fulvia fulva, 1119 nucleotides. RefSeq lists its product as uncharacterized. NCBI's taxonomy places the organism in Eukaryota, Fungi, Ascomycota, Dothideomycetes, Mycosphaerellales, Mycosphaerellaceae. The coding region runs from base 1 to 1119 and encodes 372 amino acids. The transcript is spliced from 2 exons. The record is from RefSeq and is a predicted model, not a curated record.
AUGCCCAAGCGCACCGCCAGCGAAGUGGGAACCGAAGAUAUUCGCGACCACAUCAGUAAGCUGAGAGAGCGCAAUGUGGACUGUGGCGGACAUGAUCGAUUCCAUCUCGGUGCUGGCUUCUACUUGAGUACAGCGAAACCCAAAAUCGAUACGGUAAGCCAAUACCAAGAUCGCAUCCUCGCUGCCGCCAAAAAAGCGCCACGCUUUCUAUUUCGAUUCUGGAACAAGGACUCUGGUGGACCGGGUACUUUCAACACCGCGGAGGCCGUCACGCCUCGUGCUUUCGCGGGCGGCAGACAUGACCACCUGCUGUUCGACAUGCAGCAGACCGAGUUCGACAAAAUCGCCACUGACCACUUUGCGGGACGCGAUACGGAGACAGUCUUCUCCUCCUGGUCACAAGCGUUAUCAAUCGUGCUGCAAAUCGCUUCUUCUGGCCGCCGAGAAGAGGUAAGGAUCGCUAUUCUCGACACAAAGUUGCUUGGACCACACAACGUAGUGAUGAGCACCAGGACUGCGAACGAAGUAUGCCGUUUCGUCGACAUCUACGACUGUGAGCUUCCGAUAUUUGGCGUCAUUGAUGGGCCAGCAUAUCAGGCGUGGCCGCUCUUACCACUUGAAGAGGACGGGAUAUGGACUUUCAUCACUCGGUCCGGCAGCCCACGAUGCAGCUCUUUGGAAGACUGCAUAAGGGAUGCCUGGGCUCUUGCGAGCGGAAUCGAGCCUUCACACUUCCAGGUCCCUUUCGCAGCCCAUAUAAUGGCUCUACAUCCUCGAGAGCAUCCAGGCCCUUGCAAACGAAAGGAAGACGAGCAAGAAAUAUUGAGAUUCCUCUCAUGCUUGAAAAACAACACGCUACACCAUUUCAUCGAGGAUGCCACUAUCAUGACACCCGGGUAUGCAAACAACUACGCCUAUUUUGGCACAGACAGGGUCAAUGCAUUGCAGCAGAUUGCUACGCCAGCUGAUGAGACACCCUACGAACGAGAGGAGAGAUACAAAGCGGCCCAAGGAGGCAGCAAGGGUAACGUCACCACUUCGACAGCCACUGACAGUAGCCCACGCGCCGAUGGCGACAGUCUCUUCGCAAGUUUGCUCAAGUACAUUGGGUUCAAGUAG